ACUACGCACGGUCACUCCAAAAUUCAGUUUGUACCUGAACACAGACACACAGACCACUGAUAUUUCUGCCGAAAAGUGGUGUCAGUCUUGUUCACCUCAAACAUGUUCACCCGUAACUUUACCCCUUUCAGUCGAUUUCAGAGAUGUUUGGACACCAAACUGCUGUCCCGAUCACCGCAAGCGACUGUUGUGGUUGGCAGUCCUAAAGACACAAGACCGAGGCGAUGGGAUCGUCUGCUCCACACGAGUCGGCCCGCUAGCGUGGCGUUCAUCAAGAACCUAUUCCUUGGCCGGUUUAACAAGGAAGACGUUUUCCCUUACCCAGAAAUCUCCCUGGAGAAAUACAACGACAUCACGCAGAUGUGUGAACCCAUUGAGAAGUUCUUCAAAGAAGAUGUUGAUUCCAAGAAGCAGGACACGGAGGCCAAGAUUCCUGAGGACACACUCCAGACCUUGAAGGACUUGGGUCUCUUUGGGAUGCAAGUGCCUCAGGAGUAUGGUGGUCUUGAACUGUCCAACACCGAGUUUGCAAGGAUAGCUGAAAUCACUGCCUUGGAUGGUGCAAUAGCUGUCACUCUGGCUGCGCACCAGUCUAUCGGUUUUAAGGGAAUUUUAAUCUUCGGUAACAACGAACAGAAGGCAAAGUAUCUGCCCAAGUUGGCUUCAGGGGAACACAUCGCAGCGUUUGCCCUCACAGAGCCCUCCAGUGGGAGUGAUGCUGCGUCAAUACGUACUUCGGCCACUCUGAGUGAAGAUGGCAAACACUACCUUCUUAAUGGAAGCAAGAUCUGGAUUUCCAAUGGUGGAAUAGCGGAUAUCAUGACUGUGUUUGCCAGAACAGAAAUCACAAAUGACAAGGGUGUCAAGGAGGAUAAGAUCACAGCCUUCAUUGUGGAGAGAGCAUUCGGAGGUUUGACCAGCGGGAAACCGGAGGACAAGCUCGGCAUCCGAGGAUCCAACACAACGGAAGUCUACUUUGAGAACACGCCCAUCCCCGUUGAGAACGUGCUGGGGGAGGUUGGCGGAGGAUUCAAGGUAGCCAUGAACAUCCUGAACAGCGGCCGCUUCAGUAUGGGAAGUUCAGGGGCUGGCAUGCUCAAGGUGGCGGUGGGAAUGGUGACAGAACACGCCAACGCGCGCAAGCAGUUCAACACCAAGUUGCGAGACUUCGGUCUGAUCAAGGAGAAGAUCGCCCAGAUGACGGUGACUGCCUAUGUCAUGGAGAGCAUGGCCUACCUGACGGCCGGCAUGCUGGACAGACCAGCACCCCAGGACUGCUCCCUAGAAGCCGCUAUAGUCAAGAUUUACAGCUCUGAAGGUAGCUGGACCCACGUAAGCGAGGCCCUCCAGAUUCUCGGUGGCCUGGGGUACAUGAAGGAUUACCCCUACGAGCGGUACCUGCGCGAUGCCCGCAUCCUGCUCAUCUUCGAAGGCACCAACGAGAUCCUGCGCAUGUAUGUGGCCCUCACGGGCAUGCAGGCGGCAGGCAAGGAACUGACAGAGACGGUCAAAAAGUUGCAGAGCCCCCUCAAGAAUCCAGGCUUCGUGUACAAGGCUCUCGUGGACCGUGCCCUCUACAAGAUGGGUAUCAAGAAAGGAAACGUCAAGCUGGACCACGACAGCGGUGGGGUCCACCCCGUUUUCAACGACACAGCCAAGAAAUUGGAGAAAUUUGUCACCGAGUUUGGCUACACAGUUGAGACACUGCUUGCCAAAUACAAGAAGGGAAUCAUGAACGAGCAGUUGGUCUUGAAGCGUAUAGCCAACAUUCUCAUCGACGUGUAUGCCAUGACGGCGGUCCUGUCCAGAGUUUCCCGAUCCAAGACCAUCGGCUUACGCAACUGCGACCAUGAGAUGCUGAUAGCCAAGACGUUCUGCCAGCAGGCCGAGGAGAGGAUACAGAAGAACUUCUUGGACAUUUCCCUAGCACCAGACCACAAUGGUGAUUCUGUCUUAGAGAGGAUUGCCAACGAGGUGUGCGACAACCGAGGGUACGUUGCGGCCCAUCCACUGACCAGGGAAUUCUAGACUGACCGUCCGAAAUGCUUCGGCCAGUGUGCCUGCCGACCAUGUGGACUCUGGUCUGCGUGUUAUUCAUGUAACAGACUUGUAUCAGCUGUGAACACAGUGUAAUUUAACGUGGUAACAGUUUUCAUUCCCAAGACGAAAUAGUCCAAUUGUACCUUUAACCCCAAGAGUCCCACAUCCUCCAAUUUCAAUACGAUUUUACAUACACCCUAGGGGGUUAGGGUUAAAGCAACAUGUGCCAUUAGCAUGCACUGUAUAAAUAUUUUAAAAGUAAAUUAUGACUUCACUUGGAUGUGUUGUUGACGUCCAAUUUGCUUCAAGUUUAUGAUAGACCCAAUAAAUUAAUAUCGCAGCAAACAUUACGUGCAUUCCAAUGUGGUGAUGAUUCUCCCGUUCAGAUGUUUACUAAGCGGACCACUCCUACCAAUUUGGACAGUAGCAGAAACUAUUUGAUGGGAAAAGAACAAGGAAAUUGGCCCAUCCUCAAAUGAGUUUCCUGCCUGCUUGAUAGCUGGAGUACAUUUACAAAGAAUGGGCCAUUAGAUUUCUGCAUAGCCA
This is a messenger RNA of Acanthaster planci (crown-of-thorns starfish), 2586 nucleotides long. RefSeq names its product acyl-CoA dehydrogenase family member 9 (gene acad9). Gene Ontology annotation, molecular function: flavin adenine dinucleotide binding; acyl-CoA dehydrogenase activity. The record is from RefSeq and is a predicted model, not a curated record. Lineage: Eukaryota; Metazoa; Echinodermata; Asteroidea; Valvatida; Acanthasteridae.